This is a messenger RNA of Phycomyces blakesleeanus NRRL 1555(-), 246 nucleotides long. RefSeq lists its product as hypothetical. NCBI's taxonomy places the organism in Eukaryota, Fungi, Mucoromycota, Mucoromycetes, Mucorales, Phycomycetaceae. The record is from RefSeq and is a predicted model, not a curated record. The transcript is spliced from 2 exons. Bases 1 to 246 code for a protein of 81 amino acids.
AUGAUUCUGGGAGGUGGUCAAAGGACAGCAAGACAGUGGUGUCUAGUAUUGACAAGAGCCUGUGGUAAUCAAAGCAGUAGUGGCUACAACCACAUUGCGGUUCAUCAAAGUCUAAAAUCGUACCACAUUUGGACCCUUUGGCUCUUAAACUUUAGCGACACAAUCAAUCAAUCAGUCAGUUGGUCAGUUGGUCAAAGACUCAAAGCAGCUUACAAUCAACCAGGUUACCUUUUGAUUCUGAUGUGA